AAACAUGAUGUUAGCACAGCAAUGUUGGAAAGAGCUGUUUUAUACUUUCCUUCAAUGAUACUGUUGUUGGUCGAAAAAUGUGAUAUUCAACUUGAUUCUGAUGUUGCCGAGGAUCCGUUUCUUCAAGAAACGUAUGUAUGA
Molecule: messenger RNA, 141 nt
Organism: Racocetra fulgida
Lineage: Eukaryota; Fungi; Glomeromycota; Glomeromycetes; Diversisporales; Gigasporaceae
Source: the annotation of a GenBank genome assembly